UGAAGGCUGGUCAUGACAAGCGCAGAUCUGCUGUUUAACUCCUGGUAACAAGGAUCUGGAGGAAGAAGAAGACCAGCAGGAGAAUAGUUAGUGGGCUGCUGUGUCCUAAGCAGAAGAUGCUUAGUAAAGAAGGUGACUAGUGCAGACUUGAAGGACUCUAGGAUUUAGGACGCGGCUCAUGCUGAGUGACCAGAAAACAUCUACUUUUAAGUACAAUUUCUGAUUGAUUUUUUUUGCCCUCUCAGUGGCCAUGAAUGGACUAAACUUACUCGGGUCGUGGGUUUUGUGCGCUUUGUUUUUGCCGCUCUCUGAGCCCAGCGCUCAGCUCCUGAAGUGCCAUGAAGUGCGCUCCUCAUUCCAGUCCCUGUACCCUGGCACCAAGUGGGCUCCGGAAACACCGGUCUCAGGCUCAGACCUGCAAGUGUGUCAGUCGAAAGGCCUCACUUGCUGCUCUCGCAAAAUGGAAGAACGUUACCUCCUCAAUGCCAAACAGAACUUGGAGUUGAAUCUGCAGGCCAGCAGCGCACAGCUCAAACUCCUCAUCAUCCAGAACGCUGCCCUCUUUCAAGAGGCCUUUGACAUGGUGCUGCGCUUGGGCCGUAACUCAACUCUAACCCUGCUAAGGGAGGAGUUCCCAGGCCUGGGUAGUGGAGCCAAUGGUGCUGCCACUCAGCUCUUCCUCGAUAUGUCUCUCUACAUCCUUGGUUCUGAUGCCAAUGUGGACGACAUGGUGACCACUUUCUUUUCACGCCUCUUCCCUCUUGCCUUUCGGCGCCUCUUGGGCAAUGGGGCAGCGGCAGGAAUCUCAGAUGAGUGCAUGCACAGGACGUGGCGUGAGGCGUUAGUAUUUGGCUCUUACCCUAAGCUAAUGAUGACGCGCCUCUCACGUUCACUGCUGGCCACACGUCUCUUCCUUCAGGCGCUGAACCUUGGCAUCGAGGUGGUGAACACCACACAGCACCUGAAGGCAGGACGGGAAUGUGGCCGGGCACUGCUCCGCCUGCGGUACUGUCCACUAUGCCAAGGGUUGAUGGAGGCACGCCCAUGCAAGCUAAUGUGCUUGGUAACAAUGGGCACCUGUCUUGGGGGGGCUGCUGAGGUGCAGCCACACUGGAGGGCUUACAUGGAGGGUCUGGGCACUUUGGCAGCUGCCAUGAGAGGAGGGCAGGACAUUGAGGCGGUGGUGCUCAGGUUGCAUGUCAUCAUCCGGAUGGCUCUCAGACACAUUGUGGGGGCCAAGAGCAAAGUGAACGCACAGGUGAGCAGCAUGUGUUCACACACACCCCAGCGCAAGGCUCGUGCAGUGACCCCACCGGUGGAGCGGGCACUAAUCAUUCAGCCUGUCAACUUUGAUCCAGAUGAGACUCUUUCUGGACAACGCAGAGAGUUUAUGCAGAGUCUGAAGGGCUUCUAUGCUAAUCUUGGGGAGGCUCUGUGUAGCCGUGAACCAGUGGCCCUCAACGGCUCCCUCUGCUGGAAUGGGCAGGAGAUGACCGACAAGUUUUCAGUCCCAGGGCCGAGGAGGAACCACCCUCAUGGAUCAGAUACCAAACACAAGCACCCCGAGCCUGUCAUCAGCCAGAUCAUUGACAAACUCAAACACAUCAACCAGCUGUUAAGGAUGGUGAUGACACCAGAGAAGAGAUGGAGGGCUCGCUCAGGAGGGGGCGCUGCACGAAGAGAUCCAGCCCGAUUGAACCAAGGGGUGGAGGAUGAGGAAGGUCUAGAAAGUGGCGACUGUGAUGAUGAAGAUGAAUGCACUGGAGUUUCAGGACUUGGUCCACCCAUACGACGCAAGCGUUUACGUAUUUUUGCCGAUCUGGCAGAUAAUUUGGCGAUGGAUGACUUGACCUUUCACGAGUUGCUCCUGACCCCGAGACUUGCCACAGACACACACGGCGGAGCGUCUGUCUCCGGAGCAGCAGACGGCCUGUAUGUCCCUGCUCGUGUCUUCUUUCUGUUCGUCAUCCUCCUUCUUCUCUUUGGAUUUCAGUGAACCCUCCAAUCUGUUUUCCACUCCAGAAUCCCUCUUCAUUAACUCCUGGCUGUCCUUUAAACUGGCCAGUGAAUUUUAAAGGACUACGCAUCUGACCCUUUUGUACAUAUGGUGAAAGAUAAUCUAGACUGAGGACAGAAGACUCUUUCUCCCUUUGUGUGCUAUCUCUGCUUUUACUUAAUGAACGUCUGUUGGUUUUUUUGUUGUUUUUUUUAACUUGUACAAGGACCUGUUCAUUUGCCAAACUAUUAAAGACGUACUUUUCCAGAGCAUGAUAAAUACAACAUCUAUCCUAACUGUGUAUCCCUUUGUGUUUGUUUUUAUCCAACAGUAGUCAUCUGUUUUACAUGGGACAUUCUCUGCUCUCUGGUGUUUUACACAAAGCUUUACAGUAAGAACAGAGCUUGCUGAAGAAGGUACUUGGAA
This is a messenger RNA of Neoarius graeffei (lesser salmon catfish), 2422 nucleotides long. It is a transcript of the gene gpc3, whose product is annotated as glypican 3. NCBI's taxonomy places the organism in Eukaryota, Metazoa, Chordata, Actinopteri, Siluriformes, Ariidae. Gene Ontology annotation, cellular component: cell surface; plasma membrane; extracellular region. Gene Ontology annotation, biological process: regulation of protein localization to membrane; positive regulation of canonical Wnt signaling pathway; cell migration. The record is from RefSeq and is a predicted model, not a curated record.